Molecule: messenger RNA, 1493 nt
Organism: Populus trichocarpa (black cottonwood)
Lineage: Eukaryota; Viridiplantae; Streptophyta; Magnoliopsida; Malpighiales; Salicaceae
Product: pectin acetylesterase 11
Biological process (GO): cell wall organization
Cellular component (GO): plant-type cell wall
Molecular function (GO): pectin acetylesterase activity
Source: RefSeq, a predicted model, not a curated record
CCUUCUCUCUUAAGUAUCAAUAUCCUCCCUUUUGUUUCAAUAUUGAUUCUUUCUUUUAAAUCACAUUGUUUCUUACAGCAAGCAGUAUGGAUGGUUCAAGUUUAGGCAAGUGGCUGUGUCUUAUUGUUUACAUACUGACAUUGCUCAAGACAGAAGGAGCUAGCAUUCCCAUGACUAUUGUCCAGGCUGCUGUUGCUAGAGGAGCUGUUUGCUUAGAUGGGAGUCCACCAGGAUACCACUUUGAGAAAGGAUCUGGUUCUGGGAUUAACAAUUGGUUGGUUCACAUGGAGGGAGGAGGAUGGUGUGAGAGUGUUGAGUCUUGUGUUUCUCGUAGGGACACUUACAAGGGUUCAUCAUUGAAAAUGGAGAAGACAAUGGGGUUCUCUGGCAUACUAGGCAGCAAGCAAGCAGCUAAUCCUGAUUUUUAUAACUGGAAUAGAAUCAAGAUCAGAUACUGUGAUGGUUCAUCAUUUACUGGUGAUGUGGAAGCUGUUGAUCCGAAAACUAAGCUUUACUUCAGGGGAGAAAGGAUUUGGCAGGCUGUCAUUGAUGAUCUAUUGGCGAAAGGAAUGAGAAAUGCUCGAAAUGCUAUUCUUUCUGGAUGCUCUGCUGGUGGAUUGGCUGCUAUUUUGCAUUGUGAUAAAUUCCAGUCUCUCCUGCCUGCAAGUGCUAGGGUAAAAUGUGUUUCUGAUGCUGGUUAUUUUAUCCAUGGAACGGACAUCUCUGGAGGGUCUCGAAUUGAAUCCUUCUUCGGUCAAGUUGUUAAAACCCAUGGAUCAGCAAAGCAUUUGCCUGCAUCAUGCACUUCAAAAACGAGACCAGAAUUGUGUUUCUUCCCACAAUAUGUGGCACAGGCCAUGCGAACGCCACUUUUUAUAAUCAACUCAGCCUAUGAUUCCUGGCAGAUAAAGAACAUCCUUGCACCAACCGCUGUUGAUUCCAAAAAAGAAUGGAAGAACUGCAAGCUUGACUUGAAAAAGUGCUCGGCUACUCAACUCCAAACUGUGCAGAAUUAUAGGACACAAUUCCUAAAAGCAGUGAAUAUUGGACUCGGCAGCUCUUCAUCGAGAGGAUUGUGGAUAAAUUCUUGCUACGCUCACUGCCAAUCUGGGUCGGUAUCUACGUGGUUAGCCGACAAAUCCCCCGUGGUGGGCAAUGUGAAAAUCGGAAAGGCAGUUGGAGAUUGGUUCUAUGACCGAAGUGCCUUCGAAAUCGAUUGCGCUUACCCUUGCAACCCUACUUGCGUCAGUAUUGAUUCCGAAUCAUGAGAGCAGGCACCUAGUGUAUAUUUAUUGUCAUUAAGAAACAUGCCAAUCUUAUGAGUCGAGUUUAUAAGCUAUACAACAAGCUGAGUAAGAGUGCUACUUCUUUGAGUUCUGUCAUUGUUUAUGUAAUGCUUGUUCGAAAAAGAGUCAUUAUUCAUGUAAUCACUAUUAUAAAGUGAUUGAGUCUAAUGCUGAAAUACUAAAAUAAAAUUAUCCGGGAGUUUCUAA